Molecule: messenger RNA, 2488 nt
Organism: Scatophagus argus
Lineage: Eukaryota; Metazoa; Chordata; Actinopteri; Scatophagidae
Product: acetyl-coenzyme A synthetase 2-like, mitochondrial
Exons: 14
Coding region: 133-2208 (691 amino acids)
Cellular component (GO): mitochondrion
Molecular function (GO): acetyl-CoA synthetase activity; AMP binding
Source: RefSeq, a predicted model, not a curated record
GGAGUUUCCGAAUUUUCUGUCACUUAAAUUGAGCAGUGUGACUUCCAAAAUUGCUUAAACGCUCAGUUGUCAGCGGAAACGCUAUGCAAACGCACCUUCCUCUCACACGGACUACUUUCACUUAGCGUUACGAUGUGGCAGCCGUGCGGGUGCGCUUCGAAGUGCAUCGUAAAUUCCUUCAGUCGUCGUGUUAUCAGGUCUUGUUUCAAUGUUUCGGUUCGAAGGAGGUGCAAUGUGGCGGCCUUCAUGCCGGAGGCUGCGGGGUUUGAAGCGGUGUCGGAUCGCUCCACACUGCAGGAGUUUUCCGUGUCCAACAGUGAGAGCUUCUGGGCCGCUGCGGCGCGUCAGAGGCUGAGCUGGAUGAGUCCUUUCCGCACCGUGCAGGACUGUGACCUGAGCCGAGGCAGGAUCAAGUGGUUUGAGGGAGGAAAACUGAAUGUGUCCGUGAAUUGCCUGGACCGCCAUGUGCACACCUGUCCUGAGAGGGUGGCCCUGAUCUGGGAGAGAGAUGAACCGGGGUCAGAGGUCAAGGUGACCUACAGGCAGUUACUGGAGAUGACAUGUCGCCUGGCUAACCUGUUUAAGCGGCAUGGCGUGAAGAGGGGGGACUGUGUCACCAUCUACAUGCCUCCGUGCCCUCUGGCUGUGGCGUCCAUGUUGGCCUGUGCACGUAUCGGUGCAGCGCACAACGUGGUGUUUGCAGGGUUCAGCGCAGAGGCCCUCGCAGAACGAAUUAGAGACGCCCAGUCCAGCACGGUCAUCACGGUGAACCAGGGCGUCAGAGGGGGUAAGGUCAUCGAGCUGAAGAAGACAGUGGAUACAGCUGUUAGCAGCUGCCCGACAGUACAGCAGGUGUUUGUUGCUAUGAGAACAGACAAUCCGGUCGCUCUGACAGCCAGAGACAUCGCCAUGGAGGAGGAGAUGCUGAAGGAGGACGUGGUGUGUGAGCCAGCUGCCAUGGACAGUGAGGAUGUCUUGUUUCUGCUGUACACAUCAGGCAGCACAGGGAAGCCCAAAGGACUCGUUCACACUCAGGCUGGAUACCUGCUGUAUGCCGCACUCACACACCGGUAUGUCUUCAGCUACCAUGACGGAGACGUGUUCGGCUGUGUGGCAGAUAUCGGCUGGAUAACAGGACACAGUUACAGUGUCUACGGGCCCCUGGCCAACGGGGGAACCACUGUCCUGUUUGAGAGCACCCCCGUGUACCCCGACCCAGGAAGGUACUGGGAGAUGGUACAGAGACUUAAGAUAAACCAGUUUUAUGGGGCUCCCACAGCCAUCCGUCUGCUGCUCAAGUAUGGAGACCAGUGGGUGCACAAAUACGACCGCUCCACCCUCAAAACACUUGGCUCUGUGGGUGAGCCCAUCAACACUGAGGCGUGGGAGUGGUACCACAGAGUGGUUGGGGACGGACGUUGCCCAGUGGUGGACACCUGGUGGCAGACUGAGACAGGUGGCAUCUGCAUCAGCCCAAGGCCAUCAGAACCUGAUGCAGAGAUUGUCCCAGGAAUGGCGAUGAGACCUUUCUUUGGCAUUAAACCCGUCCUCAUGGACACUGAGGUGUGGGGCUCAUCCCUGUGCGAUGGAAAGGUGCUAACUUCCAACCACACAUCUGGAGCUCUGUGCAUAUCUCAGCCUUGGCCUGGCAUGGCCCGAACCAUUCAUAACAACCACCAGAGGUUCAUUGAGACCUACUGUCAGCCUUAUCCUGGUUACUUCUUUACUGGUGAUGGUGCCUAUCGCUCUAAAGAGGGGUAUUACCAGAUCACCGGUCGCCUUGAUGAUGUCAUCAAUGUGAGCGGUCACAGGAUUGGGACAGCAGAGAUCGAGGAUGUGGUGAAUCAGAGCUCCGCAGUGGCCGAGUCUGCUGUCAUCGGAUACUCCCAUAACAUCAAAGGAGAAGGUGUGUAUGCCUUCGUGGUGCUAAAAAAGGCUGUGGGCGUUCCAGAGGCAGACCUGACACGGCAGCUAAACAACAUGGUGUCUAUGAAAAUCGCCAAGUACGCCUGUCCAGACCACAUCCAGUUCGUCCAGCGUCUGCCCAAGACCCGCUCAGGUAAGAUAAUGCGGCGAGUUCUGAGGAAAGUGGUGGAACAAGACUUGGACGGUUUGGGAGACGUCAGCACGCUGGAUGAUCCCGCAGCAGUUCAAGAGAUCAUCCAAGGUCACCACGCCCUCUGUGGUGAACAACAACAACAACCGUGAUGACGUGAUUUAUAAAGGACAUUCCCGUCUAAAAGCGGAAUGUGAAAAGAUGCUUGCAUGCUACUUUCCGUUUCACUUAGCCAGGCUUGGGUCAAAAAUUGUUUUUAUUGAAACAAAAAAAAUUGAUUCAAUUUUUAUGAAAUCGGGUAAAUAACUAUAACACUGGAUUCAAUCCACAGCUGUGCUCCGAUCCAUGAGUUUUUGUGACACAGCUGGAACCAAUUCCAAAUGUAAUGAUUGUAAACACAAUAAAAAUGCAACCUCAUAUAAAAACACAAAA